AUGGCCUCCAAGCUCGCCCCCAUGGCCUUCAGAAGCAGCAGCAGAGCUCUGCGCGUCCUCGCCAGACAACAACCCCGCCGCUCCUUCGCCGUCUCUUCCGUUUCCCGUAGCGACUCGCUCUUCGUCCACCGCGACUCACCAGAGAACAACCUCGAUGUCCCCUUCAAGUUCAACGCCCAAAACGAGAAGCUCAUUGAGGAAGUCCUCAGCCGAUACCCUACGCAAUACAAGAAGGCUGCCGUCAUGCCCUUGCUCGAUCUCGGCCAGCGCCAACACGGUUUCUGCAGCAUCAGCGUCAUGAACGAGGUCGCCCGCAGACUGGAAAUGCCNCCCAUGCGUGUCUACGAGGUUGCCACUUUCUACACCAUGUACAACAGAGAGCCCGUUGGUCGUUACCACGUUCAAUGCUGCACCACCGCUAUUGAGGAGGAGCUCAAGAUUCACCACGGCGAGACCACAGAGGACAAGCUUUUCACCUUCACCGAAGUUGAAUGUCUGGGUGCAUGCGCCAACGCCCCUAUGGUCCAGAUCAACGACGACUACUACGAGGACCUGACUCCUGAGACGACAAAAUCGCUGCUCAAGGCUCUUAGGGAAGCUGCACAGAAGGCCGGCGCAAGUGGACAGGCUUCCGGUCUUGCUGGCGAGGCUGGAAAGGCCGAGGGAGCUGGAGGUUCAGGCACCACAAUCUCUGAGCAAGGAAGAGGCUACGCUGCACAGGGUGUCAAGCUCCCUACCCCUGGUCCUCUCAGUGGCCGCGAGUCUUGUGAGCCUGCCCAGGGCUUGACCAGUUUGAACAGCGAGAUGUGGGGCAACGAGAAGCUCAGAACCGAUGGUGCUCUCGACUAG
Aureobasidium vineae is the source of this 849-nucleotide messenger RNA. NCBI's taxonomy places the organism in Eukaryota, Fungi, Ascomycota, Dothideomycetes, Dothideales, Saccotheciaceae. The record is from the annotation of a GenBank genome assembly.